Molecule: messenger RNA, 1213 nt
Organism: Raphanus sativus (radish)
Lineage: Eukaryota; Viridiplantae; Streptophyta; Magnoliopsida; Brassicales; Brassicaceae
Product: cyclin-D4-2
Exons: 6
Coding region: 172-1080 (302 amino acids)
Biological process (GO): regulation of cyclin-dependent protein serine/threonine kinase activity; mitotic cell cycle phase transition
Cellular component (GO): cytoplasm; cyclin-dependent protein kinase holoenzyme complex; nucleus
Molecular function (GO): cyclin-dependent protein serine/threonine kinase regulator activity
Source: RefSeq, a predicted model, not a curated record
CCCCAAAAAUAAUCUCAAAGUAUAUAACAAAGGAACAACAAAUCCAAAUAAAACAGAGACAAAAUCUUUUCUUUUCUUUUUUUUUUUGUGUUCAGUUCAUUAUCUCUUAAUACUAUAAGAAAACGAAACAAACUUGUAAACAGAUCGGAAAAAGGCAACAGCCUCUCUAUAAUGAUGUCAGAAAUCGAAAGAUCCAGUUUUGACGAUGAGAACUCGAUUUCUUCUUCAUACGGAACAACAUCGAUCCUUCUUCACCAGGUGGGUUUUCCCUUUCCAUCGGAGGAAGAAGAGAACAUCAGAGAGAUGAUCGACAGAGAGAGACAACACUCUCCGAGAGAUGAUUACUUAGAGAGACUGAGAAGUGGUGAUUUGGAUUUCAAUGUCAGAAACCAAGCCCUUGAUUCGAUUUUGAAGGCUUGUGAGGAACUUCGACUCGGACCGGUGUGUAUAUGCCUAGCGAUUAACUACUUGGAUCGUUUCUUAUCUGUUCACGACUUGCCUAGUGGGAAAGAUUGGGCUGUGCAGUUGUUAGCUGUGUCUUGUUUAUCCCUGGCUACUAAAGUUGAGGAAACUAAAGUUCCUGAGUUAAAGCAUCUUCAGGUUGGAGAUCCUCGGUUCGUGUUUGAGGCUAAACAUGUUCAAAGAAUGGAGCUUUUGGUGUUGAAUGUAUUGAAAUGGAGGUUACGAGCCGUGACGCCGUGCUCUUACGUGAGAUACUUUCUGAGUAAGAUCAAUGGCUAUGAUGAUCGAGAACUGUCCUGCAGACUGAUCUCCAGAGUGUUACAAGUGAUAGCUAGUACAACCAGAGGUAUUGACUUUUUGGAGUUUAGAGCUUCAGAGAUUGGUGCUGCUGUUGCACUUUCUGUUUCUGGAGAACAACUCCAUACAUUACAGUUUGACAAAUUCUCCUUCUCUUCCUUCUGCCCACACCUUGAUAAGGAGAGAGUGAAGAAGAUUGGUGAAAUGAUAGAGAGAAAUGGGUCAGCUUCGUGUCCGCAGACACCACCCAAUAAUGCAGUCUUACGAUUUAAGACUCUUUCUACUUCUUCUGUUUCCUCCUCUCUCACUUCUCUUUUUUGAAUUUCUCUCUCUCUCUCUCUCCCCUUUUUUAAAAAUGUCGUAAUUGAAAUUUUGAUAAAAUAAACAAACAAGCAAAAAAAUUGCAGAAUUACUUAUAAAUAAACGUGAAAAUGUGUUUUGUCGGAAAAAAAAA